AUGUUGGAGAGAAACACGCCUCAUUUGGCGAUGAUUGGUAUCCACAAGAACGGUACCUGGGCUGCACAGAAGAUCAUCGAGUGUGUCCAGACUCCCGAGAAGGUUGGGCUCAUCGUGCAGAACUUGAGGGCCUAUGCUCCGCCUUUGCUGCUGGAUCAGUUUGGUAACUAUGUGGUUCACAAGUUGAGUCGUGCGUCUUCGUACCUCGCUGCUCCCAAUUUUCAGGGAAGGGCUGCGUCUCCCAAAACCGAGGCGAAUAAUAACUCGCAGAUCCAGACGCCUACGCGGUUGUUGUGGAUUGGGAAUUUGGAUAGUGCUGUUACGAGCGAGCAGCUCCUUCAUGUGUUUGCGCCGUAUGGAGCUAUUAAGAAUUCGAGGCUUCUUCCGGAGAAGGAAUGCGGUUUCGUUAAUUUCGUGGACCAAGCGGAUGCUAGCAGCGAUAGUAGUGGAAUGCCGUACAACAGAACUUGUGGAUACUAG
Molecule: messenger RNA, 480 nt
Organism: Suillus paluster
Lineage: Eukaryota; Fungi; Basidiomycota; Agaricomycetes; Boletales; Suillaceae
Exons: 3
Coding region: 1-480 (159 amino acids)
Molecular function (GO): RNA binding
Source: RefSeq, a predicted model, not a curated record